This is a messenger RNA of Tupaia belangeri chinensis (Chinese tree shrew), 1096 nucleotides long. It is a transcript of the gene MAD2L1BP, whose product is annotated as MAD2L1 binding protein. Lineage: Eukaryota; Metazoa; Chordata; Mammalia; Scandentia; Tupaiidae. Bases 68 to 892 code for a protein of 274 amino acids. The transcript has 3 exons. Gene Ontology annotation, biological process: regulation of exit from mitosis. The record is from RefSeq and is a predicted model, not a curated record. Gene Ontology annotation, cellular component: nucleus.
GCGAGUUUCCCAUGGUGCCCCGCGGGGCGCCUAUUCUAACUGCAGGGAGGAGAGGGAGUCAGUCCUGAUGGCGGCGUCGGAGCCAGAAGUCCUGUCUCCGGUGGCAGUCCUUGAUAUGGAAUGGUAUGAGAAGUCCGAAGAAACUCACGCUUCCCAGAUAGAACGACUUGAGAUGGCAUGUGCCCAGGAACCUCCCAACCCUUUGGAGCCGUUUUGCGCAAGAGAUUGCAUGGUGCCGGUGGUGUUUCCCGGGCCUGUGAGCCAGGAAGGCUGCUGUCGGUUUACCUGUGAACUUCUAAAGCAUAUCAUGUACCAGCGCCAGCAGCUCCCUCUGCCCUACGAACAGCUUAAGCACUUCUACCGAAAACCGUCUCCCCAGGCAGAGGACAUGGUGAGGAAGAAACCUCGGGCCACUGCUGAAGUGAGCAACAGAAAAUGCCAACAAGCCCUGGCAGAACUGGAGAACGUCCUCAGCCACCUAGAGGGCUUCUUUGCCCGGACCCUAGUACCACGAGUGCUGAUCCUUCUUGGGGGCAGUGCCCUAAGCCCCAAGGAGUUCUACGAACUCGACUUGUCCCGACUGGCACCUGACGUCGUGGACCAGGGCCUGAGCACAGCAGCUUGUCUGCGCCGUCUCUUCCGAGCCAUUUUCAUGGCUGACGCCUUUAGCGAGCUGCAGGCUCCUCCGCUCAUGGGCACCAUCGUCAUGGCACAGGGGCACCGCGACUGCGGAGAAGAUUGGUUUCGACCGAAGCUUAACUACCGAGUGCCCACCCGGGGUCACAAAUUGACUGUGACCCUGUCCUGUGGCAGACCUUCUAUCCCAGUCACGGCUUGGGAGGAUUACAUUUGGUUCCAGGCACCAGUGACGCUGAAAGGCUUCCAUGAGUGACUGCGAGUGCUUCUUAAUCAUGAAAACACAAUGGCUGUAUUAAUUCAUUCUUUUUCUCCUAGUGGCAUAAAGUCACCAGCUCUUGCUUGGAGCUGGAUGGGCUUCCUGAUGAGAGAAGAAGGUUCUGUCCAUUUGGCUGUGUCCUCAGACUUCCUGGUGGGGUGAUGGGAUGUGGCUGUGACUAAUAAUCAUCAUUGAACAACA